Molecule: messenger RNA, 450 nt
Organism: Talaromyces rugulosus
Lineage: Eukaryota; Fungi; Ascomycota; Eurotiomycetes; Eurotiales; Trichocomaceae
Exons: 2
Coding region: 1-450 (149 amino acids)
Molecular function (GO): oxidoreductase activity, acting on NAD(P)H
Source: RefSeq, a predicted model, not a curated record
AUGAACGGGUUACCGACUUCUCAGCAGGCUCUGAAGUUGGGCGCCGAUGAGGUGCUGGUGCGGGUGGCUUGUGUUGCACUGAAUCCCUAUGACGCCAAAUCAGUCGACAUGUCGCCCAGCCCUGGCGCGACAGCUGGAGUUGACUUUGCCGGCGAGGUCGUUGCCCUGGGCGAGGGAGCUGACUCGUCCUCCUCCCGACUUGCCUUGGGAAAACGCGUGUGCGGUUGUGUGUUCGGCAACAACCCGGACCGGCGCGAUAAUGGCGCCUAUGCUGAGUACGUCGCUGUGCCCGCGUCGCUGGUUCUCUGUAUCCCGGACUCCAUGACUUUUCCGGAGGCAGCGACGCUGCCAUCUGGUAUGGCCACCACGGGAGGGGCAUUUUACAAUGGCCUCAACGUGCCCACACAACUUCAACCGCCUCCAACAGCUGGGCGCGGCGGCGACCUUUGA